Messenger RNA from Arabidopsis arenosa, 2572 nucleotides. NCBI's taxonomy places the organism in Eukaryota, Viridiplantae, Streptophyta, Magnoliopsida, Brassicales, Brassicaceae. The record is from the annotation of a GenBank genome assembly.
GAACUGAAAAAAGAAAUUCACGCCGGAAAAAGAAAGAAAAAAAAAAACCUUCGCCGUCGUUUGCUAGUCUUCGUCGCUCUAUCUCAAAACUCGAUCAAACAAUCCCAGUAAGCUUCUUCGAUUCUCCUCUCAACACCAUUACUGAUUCCAAGUUGAUAAGGACUUUGAAGCUUUUGUUUUGAUGGAAAGCAAAGGAAGAAUCCAUCCAUCUCAUCAUCAUAUGAGGCGUCCUCUUCCAGGUCCCGGUGGUGGUAUUGCGCAUCCCGAGACUUUUGGUAGUCACGGUGCUAUACCGCCUUCUGCUGCUCAGGGUGCGUUUCCUUCUUACAACAUGUUGCCUCCACCUGAAGUUAUGGAGCAAAAAUUCGUGGCACAACACGGGGAAUUGCAGAGACUUGCUAUAGAGAAUCAGAGACUUGGUGCAACUCAUGGUAGUUUAAGACACGAGCUAGUUGCAGCGCAGCAUGAAUUGCAGAUGUUGCACGCGCAAAUUGGGUCGAUGAAGUCUGAGAGAGAGCAACGGAUGAUGGGUCUUGCUGAGAAAGUUGCGAAAAUGGAGACUGAGCUUCAGAAGUCUGAGGCUGUUAAGUUGGAGAUGCAACAAGCACGUGCUGAGGCACGUAGUCUUGUUGUGGCGAGAGAGGAGCUUAUGUCUAAAGUGCAUCAGUUGACUCAGGAACUUCAGAAAGCUCGUUCAGAUGUACAGCAAAUACCUGCUCUGAUGUCCGAACUUGAGAAUUUAAGACAGGAAUACCAGCAGUGCAGGGCAACAUAUGACUAUGAGAAGAAAUUUUAUAACGACCAUCUCGAGUCACUUCAGGCAAUGGAGAAGAACUACAUGACUAUGGCUAGGGAAGUUGAAAAACUUCAAGCACAGUUAAUGAACAGUGCAAAUUCAGACAGAAGAGCUGGUGUCCCUUAUGGUAGCAACAUGAAUGCUGAAAUUGACGCUUCUGGGCAUCAGAGUGGAAAUGGUUACUAUGAAGAUGCUUUUGGUCCCCAGGGAUAUAUUCCUCAAUCAGUUGCUGGUAACGCAACUGGACCAAAUUCAGUUGUUGGCGCAGCUCAAUACCCUUAUCCAGGAGUAACUCAGCCAGGAUACUUCCCUCCAAGACCCGGUUACAACUUCCCAAGAGGCCCUCCUGGUUCAUAUGACCCAACAACAAGGUUACCCACAGGACCUUACGGCGCUCCAUUCCCACCUGGACCAUCCAACAAUACUCCUUACGGGUCAGCUGCAACAGCCGGUAUGGAAAAUGUGGUUGCAACUGUGAGUGGUUAUCAUGGGUCUGAUAGGUUCAAGCUCAUCAAGCUUAUUUCUCAUUCUGGAGCAAGUUAUGUUGGGGCAAUGUCAAAAUCUAUUACACAUUUGGUUUGUUGGAAAUUCGAGGGUAAAAAGUAUGAUCUUGCAAAGAAGUUUAAUACAGUAGUAGUGAAUCAUCAAUGGGUGGAAGAAUGCGUAAGGGAAGGGAGACGAGUUUCCGAGACGCCUUAUAUGUUUGAAAGUGGAGAAGAGGUUGGACCUUUGACGAUUGAACUUCCCGCAGUUUCUGGGGAAGCUAAAGUCACUAAGAAAGUGAAUAAGGCUGCUGAAACUUUUGAGAAAUACUUUAGUAAAGGUGAAGAAAACCGGAGUGGCUCCACUUCUGAGCUUGCGACUUGGAUGGACUCUGUCUUGUUGAAAGAGAAAAAUAUAGAAGCAAACAGACACUCAGUGAGAUUAAGAACAAAGAGGCCGAGUAAUAUUUUUGAAGACAAGGAAAACACUGGCGUGGCAGAAUCCUCGCGGAAGGGAAAGAGGCAGUUAGUAAAGCAACGCUCUUGCAGAAACCUUAUUGACCUAGAAUCUGAUGAGGAAUCUGAUAAUAACCGUCAUGAAAACUCUGAUGAGAACCGAAAUGAGACUCAGGACCAUAGAGAGCCUGCUGAUGAAAAUGAGAGGGGUUGUGUUUUCGAACAAGGAGAAACAUCAGCUCUUCGACAUCCUGGAGACUCUGCAACACAAAACUGGGAUGUAGAUGAAAUAGAGGAGUCUGAGAAUUGGAGUCAUUCAGCUGUUUUUAAACGUCCAAGAUCAAUUAGUCCAGAGAUAAAACCGCAAGAUGUUGGCUCAAACUACAACAAAUCCGAAUCAAUAAGAGUAGAAACAGAAGCAACUGAGAAGGCUCCUGCACAGGUUUCCGAAAGAAAGAAAACAACAUGUCCAUUGUGCAAGUCCAAUUUCAUCACCAUCACAAAGAUAGAAGAUGCUGAUUCUUCCGAUCAAAAGAUAUAUUCACAAACCGUCCCUGACUUAUCUUCAACAAAUAACACUCUUGUAGUACUCCCUGAAGAAGAACAAAGACAAACUUUUAAUCCACUGACUCGAGCUUCAGGUUGCAGCAGAUGCUACUUGACUGAGCCAGAGGAGCUUCUCAUAAGAUGUCAUCUCUGCAAUUUACGGCGAAUCCACUCGUAUUGUUUAGACCCUUACCUGCUUCCUUGGACCUGCAACCAUUGCAAUGAUCUUCAGAUGAUGUACCAGCGUCGUCACUACUAAAUAAAUAUAUGGCAAUAAUGUUUGAUAUUUGAA